AUGCUCCUGUGGCGCCGCAAAUGCGUCGCCGAGUGCUGCAGGCACGCCGGGGCCCCGCCCGCGGCGCAACCGUCCCCACCCCCUCGCCGCUGCCGCCGCCGCCUCUCCGUGCUCGCCGCCUGGGCGCACCAGCCGGACGACGACUCCACCUCCAGCGGCGAGGAGAGGCCCAGCUGCGCUCCUCCCCGUGAGGUUAUCUGGAGAAGGGGCUGCGCUCCCGGCGAGAAUCCCCGGAGGAGGAGCUCUGCUCCGAGCCUGAGCUCUGCCGGGGUCGUCAGGACGCUCCAGCGCCUGGAGAGGAAGCCUGCCAUCGCGUUCGCCUACUUCAAGGACACCGAGAGCAUCGGCUUUCACCAUGACCUUGCCACCUACGCCGAGAUCAUCCGCGUCCUGUCACAUAAGGGCCAGGGGAGGAUUCUGUUCUCCUUGUUCAGUGACAUCCUCUCGCCGGCCGAUGGCGGCGGCGGCGGCCCUGAGAUCGUGCCGCUCAUGGAUCAGCUCAGAAGCACGUGCACUACUUCGUAUGCUCUCUUGUUUGCGACAGACUGCUUGAUCAAAACAUGCACCACUUGUUGCAGUGCACAGGACACAAUAGGGCUGUUUGGUGACCUCUGCAGGCUUGGAAUCGUCCCGGCAGCUUGGACUUGCAACAUACUUCUCAAAUUUGCAGCCGAGGGCGGUGACUCGGAGGUUGUUGUAUCGGCUUAUGAUCAAAUCAAGGAAUUUGGAUUGACUUUGGAUGCUCACGCGUUAGUCCUCAUCACUAGGUCUCUCUUUCGAGAAAAGAAGGCAGACAAAGCAUUCCAAAUGUGGGUUGAGAUGAUUGAAAUGGGGGUGAAACCAGAUGUAAUUGCAUACUCAUCAUUUAUAACUGGUCUGUGUGAUUGCGGAAAGGUUGAUUUGGCUUAUGCGAUUCUGCAAGAGAUCAACAGAGAGGGGAUUCAAGUUGAGGACAUGGCUUAUAACACAGUAAUGGAUGGGCUAUGCAAGGAAAUGAGACUGCAGGAGGCUGAAAUGCUCUUGGAGAACAAGACCAGACAAGGGCUCACACCAGAUAUAUAUGGUUAUAGCUAUCUCAUUCGGAGUUAUGGCAAAGCGGGCAACCUACUCAAGGUGUUGGACCAUUAUCAAGCCAUGGUAUCCCAUGGUUUCGAAACAAACUGCCACAUUGCGAGUUAUCUUCUACAAUGCUUUAUGAAGUUAGGCAUGACAUCUCAAGUUACAGAGCAUUUCCAGAAACUCAGAGAUUCGGGACUCCAUCUAGAUGGCGUUCUGUAUAACAUUGCUAUGGAUGCUUAUUGCAAGGAUGGGAACAUGGAUGAGGCGGUUAAGCUACUGAGAGAAAUGAAGGCUGAGGGUCUGACACCUGACAGAGUUCACUAUACUUGCGUGAUCAAGGGUUAUUGCUUGAAGGGAGAUGUACCAAAUGCACGUCAAGCAUUUGAAGUGAUGCUGAAGGCCAAUGUAAAGCCAGACGUAGUUACAUAUAACAUAUUGGCCAGUGGAUUUUGCAAGAAUGGUCUUGUUACGGAGGUGUUUGACCUUCUAGACCAUAUGGCGGAUCGAGGGUUAGAGCCUAAUUCACUCACUUAUGGUAUAAUAAUUGAUGGGUUUUGCAGAAGUGGCAACCUUAGUGAAGCAGAGGUGUUAUUUUAUAUAGUAGAAGAGAAAGGAAUCGAACGCAUCGAAGUAAUGUACAGUUCAAUGGUUUGUGGCUAUUUGCAUUCAGGCUGGACAGAUCAUGCUUACAUACUUUUUCUUAGGGUUGCUAAGCAAGGAAAAUUUGUGGAUCGUUUCGCAUGUUCAAAGUUGAUGAAUGACCUUUGUAGGGAUGGAAAUGCCCAGGGAGCUUCAACAGUUUGCAGCAUGAUGUUAGAAAAUAAUGUUAUUCCUGAUGUAAUUUCAUAUACUAAACUCAUAUCAGCCUAUUGUCAGACAGGAGAUAUGCACAAUGCUCUCUUGUGGUUUCAUGAUAUGGUUCAGCGAGGACUUUCUGUUGAUGUUAUUGUCUACACUGUACUAAUGAAUGGUUACUGCAAGGUUGGCCAGAUGGAAGAAGCUUGCAAAUUGUUUGAUCAGAUGACAAGUUUAGGUAUUAAGCCUGACGUAAUUGCAUAUACCAUGCUACUGGAUGGUCACCUAAAAGAGUACCUGCAGCGGUGCUGGCAGGGCGUUAGUAAGGAGAGAAGGAUCUAUGUUCUUAGAACAAAGCAGAACAGGUUGCUCAGCUCUAUGAAAAAAAUGGAAAUCAAACCUGAUGUACCCUUUUACACCGUAUUGAUAGAUGGGUACUGCAAAGCCGGUGAUUUUGAGAAAGCCCGGGGAGAAUUUGAUGAAGUGUUGCAGAAAGGGCUGACUCCUGAUCAACAUGUAUACGCAGCUCUGAUAUGUGGAUAUUGCAGCCAGGGCGAAAUAGAGAAGGCACAAGAUCUUUUUGAAGAAAUGGUAGACAGGGGAAUAAAACCACAUGUACUGGCCUUUUCUGUAUUAAAUCAGAAAACCUUGAGGGAAAGGCAGUAUAAGUGA
This is a messenger RNA of Triticum turgidum subsp. durum (durum wheat), 2526 nucleotides long. The record is from the annotation of a GenBank genome assembly. NCBI's taxonomy places the organism in Eukaryota, Viridiplantae, Streptophyta, Magnoliopsida, Poales, Poaceae.